AGCAGCUGAACCUUGUGUCAAAACACAGAGGGAAACCAGCAGCAAGCAGCGAAGGACCUCAUCUCGAUUUCAGCUUUGGCUCUAUUUUUCCGAAAGUGUUCGUCUAUAUAGAGUGUUUUUCCAAUUACGUCUGCGUACCAUGACCGAACAAUCAGCAUUACUUCUUCGAAAACAACUGGCAGAGCUCAACAAGAACCCCGUGGAGGGCUUUUCAGCUGGUCUCAUAGAUGACGACGACAUAUACAAAUGGGAAGUUGUGAUCAUUGGCCCACAAGAUACUCUUUUUGAAGGAGGGUUUUUCAAAGCUUACCUAACCUUUCCCUAUGAUUACCCGCUACGGCCACCAAAGAUGAAGUUCAUCACUGAGAUCUGGCACCCAAAUGUUGCAAAGAACGGGGAUGUUUGCAUUUCAAUUCUGCAUGAGCCAGGUGAAGAUAAAUUUGGCUAUGAAAAGCCUGAGGAGCGCUGGCUUCCCAUCCACACUGUAGAGACAAUCAUGAUUAGUGUUAUCUCCAUGCUGGCAGACCCCAACAGCGAUUCACCAGCUAAUGUGGAUGCUGCAAAAGAGUGGAGGGAGGAUCCUAAUGGUGAAUUCAAGAGGAAGGUGGCUCGCUGUGUAAGAAAAAGUCAAGAGAUGGCAUUUGAUUAGGAGUCAACUGUAAAUUCCAGGUUAAAGGAAAUGCCUUCAGAGGGAAAAUUUCAGCAAAAGGCUUUUGCACCCCUUGUUUUGCCAGUCAACGGAAUUGGUUGGCUUCAACCACUUUUCUGUGAACGGUUGUCAUUUUCCGCCAGAUGAGCCAAUUUGAAAAUCCUACCAGCGAAAUUAACCUGUUUCCUACCUGGAAUUGUAUAUUUAAUUUUAUUUAUUUUGAAAAAUUAAUGAUGUAAGAUAUGUCACUACUGUAAAUUAACUUGCUUUUUUAUCUGCUGCUGAACAGUUUCUACUUUAUACCAGGUUUCUUAUGCAAUUUAGUGGUCAAGAUUGUGUAAAACAAAAGGAAAGCCUGUUCUCAUUAGGUCGUCACUUGUCCUCCCUGCUGCAUACUUACCAGAUUAAUGUCAGCCCAACAAAUCUGUUAAUAGAUGUAAUUCUUUUCAACACUCUCGUGAAUCACUGUUGCCUUCUGUUGGCUUCACUUCCUCACAGUUUGCUUGUUGUUUAGAAGGACAGGCUGAGAGCUUUUAGAGCGACUUAUAAGAGUUUUACAGUGUUUAAUUUUUCUGAGAAAAACAGUCUUCUGCUAUCAUUUUCCCAUAAUGCCUGUGUGGGUCUAAGAUGUUUAAAACCAUGACUCUCAAACCUGCAUGGUGCCCUCAAACAACUUUGUUCUGUGUUGUUUCUAGCUGUGGAUGUAAUUGGAAUGGCUUACUCAGUGAUUUGAGAGUUACUGUUUUAUAAUAUUACUUAUACUUGCACAUGCAUAACUAAUGCUAACAGAAGAUUUGUGCCAACUUCUCAGGAUAUCUUAGGGUCUUGAAUAGCAAUCGGUAAGAUAAACCUCUAAUAUUCCUGAGCCUUCCCCGAAACAUGUGGCCCUCCUGGUUUAUGAAUAAGUACUUCUUGUGAAUCAUGGACAACCAAAUACAGUCUGUGAAAAUAGCCUAAGCUGUGAACUAGCAUUUGAGCUUACCUCAAUUUAAACAGAUAACAAAUGUGACCAGGUUUAUGGUUGAGUUCUGUUGGGGAAUAUGGGGGGUUUUAGGGGCUCCAUUGUAGACUUAGGCUAGUUGUUCUAACUUUGUCAUGACACAUCUGGCUUUUAAAUAGUGUGUGGAAUAAAGUCACAUUCAGUUGUGAGUUAAAACUCUUAAGGACUUUGAAUAAUACUCUUUAGUUCCAUCAUAAUCUUGAGUUCUAAUUGGUGCAUACUUAGAUAAUAUUUAUCAUGUAUACUUAACUGAAUUUGGGUUGCGAUCCUUGACUUGAAGGUAACUCGCUACUUAAUAAACAAGUGUUCUGUUCUGAAAUGAACACAAUCUUGUGUCUAAACUUUUUUUAAAAAUACACAGUUCUGUUUGGGUGGAGUCUGGAAACCAUUUGCUUUUGUUCACUUUCAUUGAUGGUGUUGCUGACUAUUAAGCCAUGAUGACAUUGGUUUUGAAUUAUGUUACACAUUGAUCUGUGACUGACACUGACAAAUAGCUAACCAUCUUCUGGCGCAUGCAAUCAGGUUUGAAGGAGUUGGGUAUGUUUAAAUAGGAUACCAUUGUUAGUACAUUCUGGGUGAAUGUGAUGUGUACAGUUAGUAGAUUUCCGUAGACUUGAUGAUCACAUAACUGUUGUUGACAUUACCUUUUUAAGUCAGAAUUUUCUAACCUACCAUGACCUCCUCUGACCGGUGUUCACUGUAUUUGCACAGAUUCGGUGCGUUUGAAAUGUCAUUAAGCAAUACGCUCUGAAAAUGGUGUGUCCAGGUAAUCCACCCUAUAACGCCAUUAUUUGUUUGUUUUUUUUGUUUGUUUUUCCAUUUUGUGUCAAUGCAAUGUAUAUUGGACAUGAUGCUCAAUAAAGUGUGUAAACAGA
Messenger RNA from Acanthochromis polyacanthus (spiny chromis), 2524 nucleotides. RefSeq names its product ubiquitin-conjugating enzyme E2 G1-like. The record is from RefSeq and is a predicted model, not a curated record. Gene Ontology annotation, biological process: proteasome-mediated ubiquitin-dependent protein catabolic process; protein polyubiquitination. The transcript is spliced from 6 exons. Gene Ontology annotation, molecular function: ubiquitin conjugating enzyme activity. NCBI's taxonomy places the organism in Eukaryota, Metazoa, Chordata, Actinopteri, Pomacentridae. The coding region runs from base 140 to 649 and encodes 169 amino acids.